AUGGCUGAAGAGAAUUUGUCGUUGAGGACUUUAAGGGAAUAUACUACACCAACAGCUACUCAAUCAGCAAGUCAGAGGCCGACACUUAACAUUCAAACCUUUGAAAUUCGGCGGAAUACCAUUCAACUAUUAUUACGACUAUUUCCAUUCUCCUUGAAGGAUAAAGCUAAGACAUGGCUGUAUUCAGAGCCUACAAAUUCAAUUCGGACAUGGGAUGAUCUCAAAACAAGAUUCUUGGCAAAAUAUUUUCCACCUGCGAAGACCGCAAGGGUUCGCCAAGAAAUUUUGACAUUUAAUCAAUAUGACAAGGAGCCACUUUAUGAGGCAUGGGAGAGGUUCAAGGAGCUACUGAGGAAGUGCCUACACCAUGAGAUUCCAGACCGUACUUUGGUUGAUGCUGCAUCUGGUGGAGCACUCAUGGGAAAGAACCAUCGAGAAGCAUGGGAUUUGCUGGAGACAAUGGCCACAAACAACUACCAAUGGCCGAGCAAGAGGAUCAAUCCUAAACCAGCCCCUGUGUUUGAGCUUGAUGCAAUGGCUAUGCUAACCGCACAAAUCUCUUCCCUUACUAAAAAAGUUGAUUCUUUGAGCGUUAAUUCCACUAAUUCUCCAACUAAUACUUGUGAUUUUUGUGCAGGUCCUCACUCCAUAUCUGAGUGUACGAUCACUAUGGAGCAAGCUAGUCAAAUUGGAAAUUUCAACAGACAGCGCAAUGACCCAUACUCUAACACUUACAAUCCAGGCUGGAGGAAUCAUCCGAAUUUUUCAUGGUCGAAUAACCAGAAUGUUCAGAGACCACCACCUGGUUAUGCUCCUCAAGAAAAUAAGGUAAAUUUGGCUUUAACUCAAUUGACUACAGUCUCUACACAAUUCAUGGCGGAAACAAAGACCAACUUUCAGAAUCAACAAGCAUCCAUUCGAAACUUGGAGAUUCAAGUCGCACAAAUAGCUGAGGCAUUUAGUGGCAGGGAUAGAGGAUCCUUGCCAAGUCAGACAGAAAUAAAUCCUAAAAAUCAAGAACAGGCGAAAGCCAUCAGUUUGAGGCGAGGAAAGCAAGUUAAAACUGCCGUUGAUCUCGAUGCAGAGAAGGAUGACCAGCGGGUAGAAUCUGACAUAGGAAAUAAUACUCCAGCACCUACUGAAGAAUCAGUUGAUACUACAGUUCGGAAGGCUACUGUGCCAAUUCCUACUUAUGUACCACCCAUUCCAUUUCCACAAAGGCUGCAGAAGAAGAAUGAUGAUGAGAAAUUCUCUAAGUUUCUCUCUAUGUUCAGAAAAUUGGAAAUAAAUAUUCCCUUUGCUAACACUCUUGAACAGAUGCCGAAAUAUGCCAAAUUCAUGAAAGACAUACUUUCCAAGAAGAGGAAGUUCGGCCAUCAUGAGAAGAUUCAACUCAAUGAAGAAUGUAGUGCUAUUUUGCAACGAAAACUUCCACCAAAAUUGAGUGACAGAGGGAGUUUCAAAAUUCCAUAUGUGAUCGGCACCCAAUUAUUUCAGCGAGCCUUAUGUGAUUUGGGGGCUAGCAUCAAUCUCUUACCAUUAUCUGUUGCAAAAAUUUUGGGCAUUGGAGAUAUUAAGGCAACUACAGUUUCUUUGCAGAUGGCUGAUCGCUCUAUCACCUAUCCAGAAGGCAUUAUUGAAGAUGUAUUAGUGAGAGUUGGAAAGCUAAUUUUUCCAGCUGAUUUUCUGGUCUUAGACAUGGAGGGAGAUUCGGAUACGCAGCUGAUUUUGGGUCGUCCUUUCUUACUCACGGCUCGCACACUUAUUGACGUGGAGCAAUGA
This is a messenger RNA of Tripterygium wilfordii, 1782 nucleotides long. RefSeq lists its product as uncharacterized. The transcript has 3 exons. Bases 1 to 1782 code for a protein of 593 amino acids. Lineage: Eukaryota; Viridiplantae; Streptophyta; Magnoliopsida; Celastrales; Celastraceae. The record is from RefSeq and is a predicted model, not a curated record.